This is a messenger RNA of Rhizophagus irregularis DAOM 181602=DAOM 197198, 276 nucleotides long. The record is from RefSeq and is a predicted model, not a curated record. Lineage: Eukaryota; Fungi; Glomeromycota; Glomeromycetes; Glomerales; Glomeraceae.
AUGACUCUUUCAUUAGAAACUUCUGUUUUAUUGAAACGCUUUGGAUCAAGAGAAACUUAUGGAAAGUAUGGACUACCUCGAAUGAUCGAAGGUCCAAGGUGGAAUUUGGAUGAAGAAGUCGAAGUAUGGGCUCGUACUGGUCCAAUUAAGGUUAUUCUAAAAAGUUUGGAUAAUUCUCAUAAUAUAAGUCAAGAAUUUAUAGAUCAAGAUAAUUUAAUGUCCGAAGUGACGUUAAACUAUGAAUCAGGUGAUUUAAGGACAAUUGGAGAUCUUUAG